This is a messenger RNA of Rattus norvegicus (Norway rat), 4245 nucleotides long. The record is from RefSeq and is a predicted model, not a curated record. Lineage: Eukaryota; Metazoa; Chordata; Mammalia; Rodentia; Muridae.
ACCUAUCCUACCUACCUCUCCUCAAUCCCUCCAAAAUCAGAUUGGCCUGCUCUGAGGGAAGAAAAUGUCCCUAUUUCUCCCCUCCCCCCCACUUGCUCUGACUUUAUCAGUCUCUCCUGUGAUUAUAUCAGCAGCAGCAUCCAACAGGCAGGGGACAGACAAGUCCUCAGGACUGAGGGGCAGGGAUGAGGUGGGAACCCACCCCUUCUUUGCAUUCCAACUGUUGUUUACCUUGGGUCCUCCAUCCAGAGGGUAGGUCAGGGGGAGGAGCUCAUCCACAUUCUCCUCCCUCAGCUCUCCCUGGGCGACCCUGCACCAGGAAGCCAUGCUGUCUGCAUUUUGUCAACCUGACACAAACCAAGACAGAUUUGGGAAGAGGAUCCUAAGAAGAGAAAAUGCCUCCAUCCAGGGCCGCCUUUAGGAAAGUCUAUGAGGCAUUUUUAAAGUUAUUAUUAACGAUGAAUAUGGAAGGACUCAGCCCACUGGAGGUAAUCCUGGCUGGUGGUCGUGGAUUGUACAAGAGAACAGGUUGAGCAUGCCAUGAGGAACGAGGUAGUUAGCAAUGGUUCUCAUGGUCUCUGCUUCAGCUCCUACCGCUAGAGUCCUGCCUCAAGAUCCUGCCCUGAAUCUCUUCAAUGAUGGACUGUGAUGUGGAAGUGGAAACUGAAAUAAAUCCUUUCUUUCUUCCUCAAGUUUCUUUUGGUCAUGGGGUCUUAUCAUAGCAAUGGAAACCCUCACUAACACAGAGGUGCACAAGGGCCUUACUCUGCUCCCUGAGUUCUCCUGCAGCACAACCCUGCCCUUCUCUUGCCCGGAAGCCACAACCUUCUUUACAGCUCCUAUGGAUCUGAUUCGCUCUGACCUCCAACUGGGUAGUGCUAUCUUGGGUUGGUUGUAAAGUCCAUGCAGCCUGACUCAGACCUGUUCCUGAUCUCGGAUGGGGGCCACGGCGCCGCCCACGCUACUCCUGCUGCUGGCGGCCGCCCUGGCCCCGACCCAAACCUGCGCGGGCUCACACUCGCUGCGGUAUUUCGUCACCGCGGUGUCCCGGCCCGGCCUCGGGGAGCCACGGUUCAUCUCUGUCGGCUACGUGGACGAUACGGAGUUCGUGCACUACGACAGCGACGAGGAGAAUCCGAGGAUGGAGCCGCGGACGCGGUGGGUGGAGCGGGAGGGGCCAGAGUAUUGGGAGGAGGAGACGCAGAGAGCCAAGAGAAGGGAGCAGUGGUACCAAGGGAGCCUGAGGAACCUGCGCAGCUACUACAACCAGAGCGAGGACGGCUCACACACCUUCCAGAAGAUGUAUGGCUGUGACGUGGGGUCGGACGGGAGCCUCCUCCGCGGGUAUGUGCAGUUCGCCUACGAUGGCCGCGAUUACAUCGCUCUGAACGAAGACCUGAAAACGUGGAUGGCAGCGGACACGGCGGCACAGAUGACCCGGAGCAAGUGGGAUCAGGCUGCUGAGGCAGAGAGAAAGAGGGCCUACCUGGAGGGCGAGUGUGUGGAGGGGCUCCGCAGAUACCUGGAGCUCGGGAAGGAGACGCUGCUGCGCUCAGAUCCCCCAAAGGCACAUGUGACCCUUCACCCCAGACAUGAAGGUGAUGUGACCCUGAGGUGCUGGGCCCUGGGCUUCUACCCUGCUGACAUCACCCUGACCUGGCAGUUGAAUGGGGAGGACCUGACCCAGGACAUGGAGCUUGUGGAGACCAGGCCUGCAGGGGAUGGAACCUUCCAGAAGUGGGCAUCUGUGGUGGUGCCUUCUGGGAAGGAGCAGAAUUACACAUGCCAUGUGGAGCAUGAGGGGUUGCCUGAGCCUCUCACCUUGAGAUGGGAGUCUCCUCCAUCCACUGACUCCAACAUGGAAACCAAUGUCAUUUAUGUUGUUGUUGGAGCCAUCUCUGCUGUGGCCAUCAUUGCAGCUGUGAUCAUUGGAGCUCUGGUGUGUGUUGUGAGGAAGAGAUGGAUAAAAACAGGUGGAAAAGGAGGAGACUACGCCCCUGCUCUAGGCAAGGACAGCUGCCAGAGCUCUGAUGUGUCCCUCGCAGAUUGUGAAGCAUGAAGACAGCUGCCUGGAGUGGACUGAGUGACAGACGAUGUGUUCAGGUCUCUCCUGUGACAUCCAGAGUCCUCAGUUCUCUUUAGACACCAGUGUCUGAUGUUUCCUGUUAUUCAAUGUCUUCUGUGUGAAGAACUGUGGAGCCCAGCCUGCCCUGCCCUUCAGGACCCUGUCCCUGUGCUGCCUGCUUUCCCCUCCACAGCCAACCUUGCUGGUCCAGCCUUGGUGUGGGGGUUGGGGACAUCUGCAUCCUGUGAGUCUGUGCUACCCUGAGCUGCAGCCCCUCAUUCCACACUAAAAAUAGGAACCUGAAUGUGAACUUGAUUGUUCACAUCCUUGACCCAAGUGUUGAUUGCUUUUUUGUUGGGAGCGAUGCCCUUGAAGCCCUCCACUAUUAAUGUUAUUAUUAUGGUUAGAAUUAAGUAUGACUGGGUUCAUAGAAACUCCCCAGCCAGCUGCAGGAGACUAAUACAAAUCUGGUGAUCAAAAUGAAUAAUAAUAUGAUAAGGCUGUGACCUUGUUGAGAAAUAUAUCUGACGUUAAGAUACCCAAUGUGAUGACCUGUAACCUUUCUGAAAAACCAACAUCCUACUGACUAAUAAUAUGACAAACCUGUGACCUGUCUAACAUCCUGUCAACAUCAGCCUAUUCCCUGACCACACGAAUAUUGUGUAAAUGUUUCUUACUUCCCCCCUCCCUCUGUUACCCACGUUAUGGUAUAAAUUCAGCCUUGGGGAAAAAUAAAAUUGUCGCCUUGAUCAGACUCUUGUCCUGGCGUCCUUCUUCGUGUCUCUUGUCCCUCAUUCUCUUCCAGAUACACCCAGCACCCUCCUUAACUGUCCUGCAGGACGUGACACUUUUGAAAUUUCUAGAUGGAAUAUUUAGAGGUUUUUUUUGUUUUGGUGUUUUGUUUUUGAAAAAAAAUAAAUGGCAGAUGGAGAAGCUUCCAGAGUCUGUGUCACUAAGCUGUGUGUAUCUGGUGGGACAGGGUGAGGAUGUGGGAGCUGAGUGUGGACAGGGCUGUGCCCAGGUGUGCUCAGUCAGUUCUUGUCUUUGAUGGGCUCAGGCCUCAGCUCUGUCACCUCCAGGCUGUGCCCUCUCCAUCACUGUGAAGACAUGGGGAGAGUCUGUGAUCACAAGGACACAGGGAAGGCCAGAGCCUUGUCCUGUCCCCAGGAUUAUGAGCCCCCAGGGCUGAAGAUCAGAGACUCAAGUGGGGUCCUCUAAAGUGCAGGGUGCAUAAGACGAGUCACUACAUUUCCUCCCACCCACUUGAUUUAGCUGCUAAUGAUGAGUUCGGGAAGCUGCCCUGGGCUCUCCCUGUAGCCAUGCUGCUGUGGUGAUUUCUGCUUCUCUCCAGUGUCAGGGAACUGAGGUGUAGGAUGUGCUUUUUUGUGAACUCUCAGGAGCACAUACCCAGCUGAGAUAAUUGGCUUAGACUUUUCAAAACCUAUUUUCAGUAUUGGGAUUCUUAAAUAUGUAAUCUCCCUUCUCAUCCAAACCCCACCAAAGGACAUGGAAAAGAAGUGUUAUGAGGAUACUGGAGAGGUGGGCUUGUUUAGAAAUGGUUCUCUGGGGCAAAUUAAUCUGCAGCUCAGUUCACAAGAAUCAGCAAUGGCUGGUCAGUUCAGAAGAAGCUGGGAGGCUGAGCUGUUUGCUGUGUAGUAGUUCCUGAGGUCAACUCCAAUCUCUAAUUGACAGUACAGCAGCGGUCCAGGUCCGUAGUGUCAGGAUGGCAGACACAAUCAUCAGCGGUGGCACAAGGCAGCAGAAACUGCCAGGCCUCCACCAAAUCGGCAUGAGUCAGCAGGACUGAGCAGGACCAGCAGGGAAGCCAGGAGAAGUUCUCUGCUGUGACUCCAUCCACAAAGCAGAGCUCUGGGAAGGUGAAGACUGGAGACCAAGGAAGCGCUGCAAAGCCAGCUGUGCAAGCCGCCCCCACUGUCUACUGUGUCCUCUUCAUUCUCCCUCCAAACAGCACGUAUCCUCCACGAGUCUUGCCUCAGUGAAAUUCCACUUGAGUCUGUAUCAGCUGACAUAUCCCGAAACUUCCACUCUGCCCACCAGCCCACUGCAGAGGCAGCGAGAAGCCACCAGCAAAUCACCAGAAGUUUUUGGUGCAUUUCUCUCUAUGGAAUCAGGAGAAACGGUGACCCAUAAACAAUGGUAAGACUCAGCCAUAGCAUGCA